UGGAAACAUGACGGGAGGGGUGGCGGGUUAGAGGCGGUGCGACUGUCAAUUGUGUUCCCUAUUCUCGUCAAAAGUCGGCUGUUGUUGCUGUUGAGUCAAACCAAGACGGUCCUGGACGCUGUGUUGAGUCAGAGCAGUGCGCUCCACGCUGACACGUGAACGCGUCUUCUCUUUUCUCGCCGCAAACGGAAGCGCAACUUCGCUCCUUUUUUGCACUUUGACAUCGCAGUGUUUUGGGGGAGAGGAGGAGGAGGAGUAGGGUUUCGUGUCGCCUCGGAGCCAAACGCUGGAUUGUUGUCAAACAUUUCUUCACAUCAACACCUCGUCUCGCUUUCGCCGUUUCUCGUCACGCACUGAGGCUUUGUGCGUUUUUCUGGUGCACAGAAAGGGGGUGUCUUCACCGCCUCGAGGCAAAGCGGCAAGACUGGGCACGGUGAAGACUUGUUGCGCGCAUCCGGGGAGCGCACCAGUCCAGUUUUCAUCCAAGUCCAUGUACAGUACCUGUGUGUGAUGCUUUGAUUUGAGCUGCGGGUCUGUGAGUGGAGCAUGGACUGUGGAGAUGAGCUCAGCCUGAAGUCAGCACGGUUCGCUGCUCUGUGACUAUGACAAUCUGCCCAUAAUUAACCAAACUGAACUGAUUAGUUUGCUCCGGUGUGUGUGUGUGUGUGUGUGUGAGUGAGAGAGAGAGCUGCUGCCGAGCGGCUGAUGCUUCAGGAAAAACCAUUUCUCCAUUAAAUGGCAUCCACGCGCAGCAGAGUCAAACUUUAUUCGGGUCAGAUCCGACGACUUGAUUAAUUUUCGUCCCCCGGUGUUUCAAAUCGAGCCCAGCCUCUCUCUACUCAUCGACAUGUCUGAGCGUGAUGGAUAUGGAGACGGGCUGUACAGCGACGGAGCGCAGGACUGCAUCCCGCCGAGAGCGUCCCGCGGCCGGCGGAGCGGUGUCAUCCUCCCCGGUGGAGGUGGCGGCCAGGACACCGACACCAUCCUCCUGGAUUCGGUGAAGGCGGCACCGCGCCGGAGCAGCAUCAUCAAGGAUCCCACGGUGCAGAAGGUGGGCGGAGGCAGAAAGAAGACUGUGUCCUUCAGCAGCAUGCCCUCUGAGAAGAAGGUGAGCAGUGCUGCAGACUGCUUGGCGUUCAUGCAGGGCGGGUGUGAACUGAAGAAGAUUCGGCCCAAUUCCAGAGUUUACUGUCGUUUCUACACUCUGGACACCGACCUCAGCUGCUUACGCUGGGAGCCGUCUAAGAAGGACGGGGACCGGGCUCGACUGGACGUCUCCAGCAUCCGAGAGGUUCGCACGGGGAAGAGCACCGAGACGUUCCUCCAUAACGGUCCUCUCUCUGAGCACCUGGCUGAGGAAGCAGCCUUCUCCAUCAUUCAUGGGGACGACUACCAGUCUCUGGACUUGGUUGCAUUGUCGGCAGAUGUGGCCAACAUCUGGGUGACAGGCCUUCGCUACCUGCUGGCCCACCCCUCAGUCAUUGGGGGUGGAGGUGGUGGUGGAGGAGGAGGUCUGAGUGAAGGAGGGGGUGUGGCGGUCGACGGCAGCCUGGGGGGCAAGAUGAGGAGUGAGUGGCUGGCGGCGGAGUUCGCCCAGGUGGAUGAAGACGGCUACGGCAUCGUGUCAGAGGACGUGGCCGUUGCCACCAUCUGUAAACUGUGUCCAGGUAUCAAGGAAGCAAAGGUACGACUGCGUUUUAAGGAGAUCCAGCGCAGCAAAGAGAAGCUGACCUCCCACGUGACUCGUGAGGAGUUCCAGGAGGCCUUCUGUGAGCUCUGCACCCGGCCUGACGUUUACUUCUUAUUGGUGCAACUGUCAAAGGACCGCGAGUGUCUCGACCCUCAGGACCUCCGCCUCUUCCUGGAGACGGAGCAGGGUUUGUCUCUGGCGACGACUGAGGGCUGCUGGGAGCUGCUGAGGCGCUGCGAGCCGUCCGCCCAGGGCAGGGAGAGGGGGCUGCUGGGUAUGGAUGGAUUUGCCCGCUACCUGCAGUCUCCAGAGUGCCAGCUGCUCGACCCUGAGCACCUGGGAGUUUGUCAGGACAUGAACAUGCCUCUGUCCCACUACUACAUCAGCACUUCGUACCGCUCCUACCUGCUGGAUGAUCAGGUCCACGGCAGAGCAGACCUGGGAGGGCUGAUCAAGGCCCUGCAGUCCGGCUGUCGCUGCGUGGAGCUGGGAGUGACUGACGGCCCAGAGGGGGAGCCUCUCCUCGGGGUCGACUAUGGGCCAGAGAUCCCUCGCCACCAUCAUCACCACCACCACCAUCACCACCACCAUGCGCCUGUCACCAUCCGCUCAGCUCUGGAGGUGGUCAAUAAGUACGCCUUCCUGACCUCUCAGUACCCUCUCUUGGUGUACUUGUGCCAGCGUUGCUCUCCUGGCCAGCAGCGCACCAUGGCUCAGCACCUAAAGAAAGUGUUUGGCGCCCGUCUUUACACUCCAGAGGCGCUCCAUGUCAGCCUGGGGGGGCGAGCCACAACCUUACCCUCCCCCGAGCAGCUGAAGGGACGCAUCCUGAUAGUGGGGAAGAAGCUCCCUGCAGAGCAGGACGGCUCUGAGGGGGAGGUAUCUGAGGAGGAUGAGGAGAUAGGAGGAGGGGGGCCUCUGGCAGGACGCCGAAUGACCAUCCCUGGUGAGGAGGAGCUGGGUGUGGUCUUGGUGGUGCCUCCACCCUCUCAACCCAGGAAGCUACGCCUCCACAGAGAGCUGUCAGACCUGGUGGCGAUCGCUCGCACGGGCAGCCGCAGCUUCUAUGCGCAGAGAUCCAGUCACAAACAGGCUCAGCAGCAGUCACCACCCAGCAGCCCCUCCUCUCCCAGCACGCCAAUCCCUCCUGAGCCGCCUUAUUGGACGCUGUGCUCACUGGGUGAGGGAGAGGCCGGGCGGCUCACCACUGAGAGCCCAGAGGACCUCGUAAUGUUCACCAAGCGCACCCUGACCAGGGUGCGACCCAGCUCAGUGCGUCUGGACUCCAGUAACCCCAACCCACAGGGAUACUGGAAAGGAGGUGUCCAGCUCGUGGCCUUGAACCAGCAGACUCCCGGCGCCAUGCUGGACCUCCACAGAGGUCGCUUCUCGCAGAACGGAGGGUGUGGUUACGUUCUGCGCCCAGCUGUAAUGAGGGACGAGGUGUCGUAUUUCAGUGCGCACACGCAGGGCUGUGUGCCAGGAGUGCCGGCUCAAACUCUGCGGAUUAAGGUGAUCAGCGCCCAUAACCUGCCCAAGCCUCAGGGCUCUGGGGCGAAGGGUGAGGUCAUUGACCCGUAUGUGGUCCUGGAGCUGCACGGCGUACCAGCUGACUGUGCUGAACAGCGUACACGCACUGCUGCUCAGAACCAGGACGACCCGCUGUUUGAUGAGACCUUUGAGUUUCAGGUCAACAUGCCAGAGCUGGCCUUGCUGCGCUUCGUGGUGUUAGACGACGACUACAUUGGAGACGAUUUCAUCGGCCAGUACAGCGUGGCCUUUGAGUGCCUUCAGCCCGGCUACCGCAACGUGCCCCUGCUGGGCAUGGCGGGAGACCCCUUACCCCACACCAGCCUGUUUGUCCACGUGGCGAUCACCAACCGGCGAGGAGGUGGGAAGGCCCAGCGGCGAGGUCUGUCGGUGAGGAGGGUGGGGAGGCGAGGGCGGGAGUACGUCACGCUGAGGCACACCGGCAUCAAGGUGGUGGAUGAGACUUUCAAAUCGGCCAGUGCUCCCCUCAAAGAGGCUACAGACCUGCGGGAGGAAGCUCAGAGCACCACCGCCAGCUUCAAAGAGCAGUGUGGGCUCCCCACGGUGGCCAAACUGAAGCAGUGCAUCCAGAGCCUGGCGACCAGGCUGCAGAGCCCCGAGGGACCCAUGGGGGCCACCAUGGUGCUGAAGGAGGGAUACCCAUGUCUGGAGGCUCUGGUCAACCUCUCAGAGCCGACACGCAAACUGCUCACUGCCUACGACACGAUGAUCGCCGCCCAGAAACAGCUGAUUGAGAACGCGGACGCCGUUCAGGAGAGGAUCGCCCAGGUGCAAAGAGAAGGCAUGGACUUCCACGAGGAUCUGUCUCGGCUCGGGGAGAAGGAGGGACUGAAGGGACGCAAGCAGUGCAAAGCUGUGGAGAGUUUCACCUGGAACAUCACUGUCCUCAAGGGUCAGAGCGAUCUGCUGCGAGGAGCUAAGAUGGAUUCCCUGGAUGCCCUGAGGCAGCUGGCUCUGGCCUGCGAAGCCUGCGGACUCACCUCCUCCUCCUCCUCCUCCAACUCCUCGUCCUCCACCUUCUCCACUGCCGAGCUGCACUACUCCUCCCACCCUCUGUCUGGCCGCCGAAGCAGCACGCACGGCAACGGCCGCAUCUGAUGAAAAAGGGAGCGGACAGAGUAAUUACAGAGGAUAACAGAGAUGAGGAGAUACGAGAGAGACAGAACAAAAAAGCACCACAGGAGACAGAGGCUUUUCUCUCUGGCAGUGUGUGUAUCCCUUUAUCCAGUGCAGUAUGUGUCUAGACUAGCCUAGACUGAAGCAGUGUGUCUGUUAAAGCCUUACGGUGAGGUCAUCAAAUUAUCACUGAAAGGUCCGGCCUGUAGAGAGGCUCAUCAUGAAUGUCGUAACUCAGCCGUGGAAAGGCAAAGAGAGACUCUCAUCACGGGUUCUUGAACUUUUUGACGGCUCCUGCUUGCUUUUCUGUGAGAAAAUGUGUGACUCAAUAUUGUAACUCUGCGGGUUUUCCUCAUUAGACGGGAAAUAAUAGUCGCCUGAAUAAUUUGUGACAACGGGGCUGUCGUGAUGUUCACGGUCCUGUUGGUGUUUGGAGGUAGAAUGAGAAAUGGAGAUAUGAUGGCACGAGUUAUUCUCUGCCUCAGCAUUUCAGCUCGUCCCCUGGGAAGGCAACAAGAUCACCUGUGUGUGUGUGUGUGUGUGUGUGUGUGUGUGUGUGUGUGUUUACAGUGUUGCAAGUGGUGCUGUAAGCGACUGAUUGACAGGAUGUGACCCAGAAAAAACACACAGGUGGAGACAGAUUCAAGUAGCCUAUGUUUGUAAUGUAGUAUUACUUCUUUAAACUCACAAAAGUUUUAUGGUAAUUCUAAUUUUCCUUUAGAUGCAGUUAAUGCAACUGAACUCACACAGCAGCUUCAAGUAGAAACAGACAACUUUUUAACUUCCCCCCCUCUGGCAUUUCUGUCAUUCCGUUGUUAGAGUUUGUGCCACGCUCGUAAAGACAACCAAAUUUUUUUCCUUUUCCCUCAGAGGCUAGCAACUCCCAACACACAGUCAACUCUGCAUUUUGAUUUCCACUAGGGUGUUUGACCGUCUGCCAUUACUGAGCUCGACUCAAGCCGGCUGAUGGUGUCAUCUGCAACUCAGCUGGUCAAAUCUCUGGCAGCUGCUUUUAACGCUGAUAAUUCGAUUCGAUAAUUGAGCUUAUCUAAAGUAUCAUUGGUUAUUAAUGAGGUUUGGGAGUUUGGACAGAUUAAACGUCUUGUUCAUUCAAACACUGGCUGAUUUAUCUAAUUGACUGCGUUGGUUCUUUCCAGACUUGAAUCUCUUAAAUGGGGAUAGCUGCCGAUAGCUACAAAGGAAAACAAAAGCGCUGCCCUCUUCCCGCUUUCGUUGCGCAGUGGUUUGACGCUGCAUUUUGUUUUUCCACAGUUAAUGUGGUUGUUCCACGAUGGUGGAUGGUAACUGAAAAGAAUAUAAGUCCAGUUCAGACCAAAGAUUUGUGCCGAGAUGAAACCGUUUUAGAACGUUGCGGUGAAAGG
This is a messenger RNA of Epinephelus lanceolatus (giant grouper), 5739 nucleotides long. RefSeq names its product phospholipase C like 1 (gene plcl1). Gene Ontology annotation, biological process: release of sequestered calcium ion into cytosol; gamma-aminobutyric acid signaling pathway; phosphatidylinositol metabolic process. Lineage: Eukaryota; Metazoa; Chordata; Actinopteri; Perciformes; Serranidae. The record is from RefSeq and is a predicted model, not a curated record. Gene Ontology annotation, molecular function: phosphatidylinositol-4,5-bisphosphate phospholipase C activity.